CCAAACUGAGCCAAUAGAAAGAUGCGUUCAAAGACACGUUGAGCAGUUCUGGGUUGUAGAAAUAUCAGCUUCCUGUAUUUGGAUCUAAGGAGCUGAAUAUAUAUUUUUGCGUUGUUAAAGUGACUUAAAUCAUGGUACUUGCUGACUCUGAGUCGGCGGUCAUUCUUCGGCUCAGAGGGCCGCUGGACCUGAAGUGUCAGCUGGACUGCAUAGAUGAGGUGCCAAUGCAAAAAGCAAUCUCCAGAACAUUUGAGGCACUUCGUUUGCAGGUGAAAUCUGAGUCCUGUGUCCUGGCAGUCUGCAACAGCCCUGUUCUGAUUUGGCCAAACAAAAGUGUUUUUGAAGAAAUAACUCCUGAUGCACCAUUUGAAGACAUAUUUCAGUUCAUACAAACAGAUGACCAAGAGACAAGUGGAAAGAGAUCAACAAAAAAGAAAAACAGAAAAGGUGUUUCAACGAGUGUCAUAAACCUCUCCCUGAUGAUGGAGGCCACAAAGCCAGGCCCUGCCUCAGCUCCAAUCCUCACUAGAACGGUCCAGAAAUCUCACCUUCUGUGUGCGACUCUUCCAAUGGACUGUGCUGUAUGGAGCAGCUGGAGCGACACCAUCAAAGACGGAUGUGAACGACUGAUGAAGGCAUUGACUCGCCAGCUGUUUGAGAUGGAGAAGGUGACUCUGCAGUGUAUGAAGGGGACAACACUGCGUGUCCCAGAGCCCCUUCAUUUUCUCCUUCCAGAGCCAAAUGGACUGGUGACGGUGGUUUUUCCUCGCGGAGAACCGGAUAAAGAACUGGAAGCGCAGCGGCGGGAGUUGCAUGGACAGUUUGAACUGCCAGAUAACAGGCCUUUCUUCAGAAGAGCAAAUGCUUACCACUUCCCUAAUGAGCCCUACAAAGACGGUUAUCUCAGAAACCCUCACACAGUUCUCACACACCCCACACUCGAUAACGGAAAGGUAUACCUGGUUCAGGGAAUUUACAGCUACCACCACUAUAUGCAGGACCGCAUGGAUGACAAUGGCUGGGGCUGUGCCUAUCGCUCUCUACAGACCAUCUGCUCCUGGUUCCAGCAGCAGGGUUAUGUGGAGCGCGGCGUGCCUAGCCACAAAGAGAUCCAGCAGGCUUUGGUGGAAGUUGGAGACAAGCAGGCGUCCUUCGUGGGGUCCCGUCAGUGGAUUGGAUCCAUCGAGGUUCAGGCUGUUCUAAACCAUCUGCUUGGAGUCACAUCCAAAAUCAUGUUUGUGAGUCAAGGUUCUGAGUUGGCAUCCAAGGGGAGAGAAUUGGCUAAUCACUUUAUGACUGAAGGAACUCCUGUCAUGAUUGGUGGGGGAGUUUUGGCUCACACUAUCUUGGGCGUAGCUUGGAGUGAGACCACUGGUGAAAUCCGCUAUCUUAUCCUAGAUCCACAUUACACAGGAGCAGAGGACCUUCAGGUUAUCACAGAGAAGGGCUGGUGUGGCUGGAAAGGACCAGACUUUUGGGAUCAAACUGCAUAUUACAACCUCUGUUUGCCCCAGAGGCCGAGAGUGAUUUGAGCAAAUGGACAAUGAUGGAAGGCUAUAAAUUUGAAAUUUAAUAAACAGUAUGGAGUGUUUAUUUAAAUAAUUUUGGCUGAGCUGGUAUUCGCAUAGUCAGAAAGAAAUGUUAAUAUUAUGUCUAUUUCAAAGAAUUUCCUCAUUCUUUAAAAAUACUGUUUUGCUCACUUUAAUUAAAAACUUUAGAAUAAAAAGGAUUUUCACUUUG
Poecilia latipinna (sailfin molly) is the source of this 1740-nucleotide messenger RNA. RefSeq names its product ufm1-specific peptidase 2 (gene ufsp2). Gene Ontology annotation, biological process: proteolysis. Gene Ontology annotation, molecular function: deUFMylase activity. The record is from RefSeq and is a predicted model, not a curated record. Lineage: Eukaryota; Metazoa; Chordata; Actinopteri; Cyprinodontiformes; Poeciliidae. The transcript has 12 exons. The coding region runs from base 132 to 1532 and encodes 466 amino acids. Gene Ontology annotation, cellular component: endoplasmic reticulum; nucleus.